Messenger RNA from Sardina pilchardus (European sardine), 2964 nucleotides. RefSeq names its product NACHT, LRR and PYD domains-containing protein 12-like. Gene Ontology annotation, biological process: regulation of apoptotic process. Lineage: Eukaryota; Metazoa; Chordata; Actinopteri; Clupeiformes; Clupeidae. The record is from RefSeq and is a predicted model, not a curated record. Bases 136 to 2838 code for a protein of 900 amino acids. The transcript has 6 exons. Gene Ontology annotation, cellular component: cytoplasm.
GAAGUGAGUGGGAGAGAGAGUAGGGGUGGGAACCGGAAAGGACCACGGGGCGAGAAUCGAACCCGGAUCGCCGGCGUGUGGUGCAGGUGCCCCAGCCAGUUGCGCCACGGCUGGGGCCAAGUGGUCAUUUCUAUCAUGGGAAUGAGGCGGACGCCCGUGGGGUCCUGGCUGAGGAGCCUGCGGGAGAUGCGGGAGGGCCUGGUGGACCGGGUGGAGGGCAGCGUGGACGUCGUCGUGGAGACGCUGGUGUCCAGGGGGGUGUUGACGCGUGACGACCGCGAGGAGGUGCUGUGCGAGAGGGGGCCCCGGGGCCGGGUGCGGAAGGUUCUGGACAUUCUGGACUGCAAAGGCGAAGAGGCCGCCGGAACGUUCCUCCUGGCCGUCGGACACCUGAGUGACGCCGGCGCUGAUGAGGUGUCGGGGCAGAGGGGGGUUCCGCCCCACACAGCAGAAUAUUCCAGAGUGAUGCAGAAGCACAAGGCCGUGCUGCGUCGGCGGAGCGAGAGCAUGCUGUCCUACAACACGCGGCACGGCGAGCAGGUGCCUUUCUCCCUGCACUACGUCCACCUGCUGGUGGUGAAGGGGCACCACAGCCUGGAGCUGAGGAGGCACGAGGUCAUGACCUUCGGCCAGCGGCGGCUCGCGCUGCAGGGGACGGCCCUGGAGAAGAGGCUCGUCAAACCGGCGCAGCUCUUCGCUAACAACGCUAACAACGCUAACAACGCUAACAACGCUAGCAACGCUAACAACGCCGGCUCGCGGCCACCCAAGAGGGUCCUGGUGAGCGGUGUGGCCGGCAUCGGCAAGACGGUCCUCGUCCAGAAGAUCCUGUACGACUUUGGGAGCGACGUGGAGCACGCGGAGUUUGACUUUGUCCUUCACCUGACCUUCCGGGACCUGAACCUCGUUUCGAAGCCGGUGAGCUUCCGGGACCUGGCGCUUCGCAAGAACAGCCACCUUAGCAAGGCUGUGGACGCCAUCCUAGCCAACGAGAGCAAACUCCUCAUCGUUCUCGACGGCUUUGACGAGUUCAAGCACUACAGGUCUACAGCUGACGUGGACGCAUUUGUGACCGAGCCGGACGAGGAAGGAGGGGUCACGGAGAUCAUCUCCAGCCUCAUCCAAGGCGAGCUCCUUCCGGAAGCUUCCGUGCUCCUCACGAGUCGGCCGAUGGCUGUCAGCCACAUGCCGGUGGCCUCGAUUAACUGCUUCGCCGUCAUCACGGGAUUUUCCACCGCGGAGAUCAGAGACUUCUUCCAGCGAUACUUCCAACAGGAAGCGCUCGCCCAGCAGAUGUUUGAGAAGGUAGCCGCUAACGAGCUAAUGCUAACUCUUUGCUACAUCCCUGCCUUCUGCCAUAUCGUGUGCAGUAUCCUGAAAGACAGCGACGGUUUGGCCAGGGAGAGCCCCAAAACAAUGACGGACAUAUACACCCAGUAUCUGGUGGCCUUGCUGCGGUCACACUCCCACGGGCGCGUGGACGACGUGAGCGAACGGCAGAGGCUGAGAGAGAUCGUGCUGAAGCUAGCUAGCCUGGCCUACGAGAAGCUCAUGGCGCACGAAACGCUGUUCUACAGCGGCGACUUGGAGGCCUUGCUGCUGCUGGACUCCGCCAUGGUCAGCGCCUUCCUGGACAAGACGUCCGUGCAGGAGCCGGGCUUCACCGAGGACGUCUUCUCCUUCACGCACCUCACCGUCCAGGAGUUCUUCGCGGCGCUCCACUGCGUCGCCACGGCGGGAGAGAUGGCGGCGGCGGCGGCGGCGGCGCCGGACGUCCUCUUCGAGCACAACGCCAGCAGCUGCCGCCAGGAGGACGAGAUCACGGCAGGACACCUGGACCUGUUCGAACGCUUCCUGUCGGGGCUGCUCUCCGAGAGGAACCAGAGGCUGCUGUCCAGGAGCGUGGGGCUGGACCCGUCGGCGACCCGAGCGGAGGUCUACCGUGAGGGGCUUCUGAAGAAGCUCCAGGCCCUGUGUGAAUCCGGAGGGCCCAUCCUCACCCAGCUCCACUGCCUCUUCGAGCAGCAGGACGACGGCCUGCUCCUGGACUUCCGUCCCGGCGCGCUGAGAGUCAAGGUGAGCGACGUCAGCCUGUCGCCCAUGGACUACGCUGUGAUUAAGCACUUCCUGCAGCAGACCACGGGGACCAUGGCGGAGUUGGACCUCACCGGGUCCAGCGUCACUGCCGCAGCCCUCACUGACCUGCUGCCUCACCUGAACAGGUGUCGGAGUCUGUGGCUUGGUGAGAACACCCUUGACAUGGAAGCAAUACAGGUUAUCGCUCAAGUGUUACAAUCUUCAGAUACCUUAGCAUAUCUUGGCUUAGGUUGGACUGAUAUUGGUGACGAGGAGGUGUUGGUCCUCGCCGAUGCCAUCAGGAGCAGGCAGUCCCUGCGGGAGAUUUGGAUGGAGGGGAACCGGGUCAGCUAUCGAGGCCUGCAGUCUCUGAGUGCACUAACACCGUCCCCACUGCAAGCUGUAGUUGCGAUCUGGAACGAGGUGAGCGAGGAGGAGGCGUCUCUGCUGAGCGGCGGCGGUGGCGCGGCGGCGCUGGGUGGCCCGUGCGUCACCGUGUCCUUCACCGACGACCUCAUGUGGAGGGAGUGGUGCCAGUGGGUCCUGCAGCGUUGCCAGGGCAACAGCACCGAGAAGCUGGUGGCCGUCCUGCACAAGGUGUGCCGGAGGAGCUCGUCAGCGCAGCGGCAGGACGUCCCGUGGACGCGAGGCUUCUACGGGGAACUCCUGGAGCUCAUCAGGAGUCGCAUCGCCCAAUGCCACGAGGAAGAGGAGGACGUGCGCGGGAGGCUGGAGACGUUUGCGGCUAUUGUGGCCAGCUAGCUCAACUCUAUUGUGGCCAGCUAGCUCAACUCUAUUCAUCUAUUGUGGCCAGCUAGCUCAACUCUAUUCGUCUAUUGUGGCCAGCUAGCUCAACUCUAUUCAUCUAUUGUGGCCAGCUAGCUCGAC